AUGGUCACCACGUGGCAACAUCGUCCGCAAUCAGCGCGCCACCGGCGCCACUCUGCUUCUCCACAUGGCCCCGUGUUGCUGCUUCUCCCCUUCCUCCUCCUCUCCCUCACCUGCCUGGACGUGUCCUCCGCACAAACCGCGCCAACUCCUUCCGCCAGUCCCCCGUCCGCCAGUCCGUCUCCGCCUCCCCCCGCAACUCCGCCGUCCUGCCCGUUCACCGGGCUACAGCCGUCCGCUCCUUCCGUCUCACCUUCCCGUUGCCCGGCCGCGGCUAAUCUUUCCUGCUGCCCGGCGUGUAGCGAUCUGAAUGGCGCGCUACAGCUGGCGUCGGCGAACAUGAGCGCACUUGUAGCAGAGCUCAGCCCCGGCGCUACAGUCGACCCGAGCCUGGGCGUGUGCAAGGGGUUCGAGGGGCAGCAGCGGUGCCUGCAGCUGCUCGAGGACCUCAACUGCGCGUCGAGUUGCAACUCAGAUUCCGGUGCGUACAUCAGCGGCACAAGCAUGCGCGUGUGCUCCGCCUUCGCAUCGACCCUCUUCGACGCGUGCAGUCCCGUGUGGAUGGACACUCUUCAGCUGUCGCAGCUUUACCCAGACGCUUCCUCCCUCCUCGCGUCCUUCGCCAGCAACGUGACGAAAAUAUUGGGAUCUUUGGUUACCACAUUCGCGAUCGACGACUCGUCCGCUUGUUUCAACGGCACAGGCAUCUACCCGCAAUACACGGCGUGCUGCGAUCCCUACUCCUCCCUCCCCUCCUGCCCUGUCACAUCCCUCGACCCUUCGAAGUACCAAUCGGUAGUUAAUCGCACUAUCGACUCCAAUAGCUGCAUGGGGAUCGCUCCCCCGCCUCCUCCCCCAGCGCCCGCUCCCGCUCCCGCGUCACUCCCCUCCGCCCCGCCGUCGUCCCCCCCUCCCCCCGUUUCCUACCCCAUCUGCCCCGUCACGGGUAACUACCCCUCCAUUCCUGCGCUUUUUCCGCCUUCCCGCUGCCCGGCCGCGGCGAAUCUUUCCUGCUGCCCGGCGUGUAGCGAUCUGUACGGCGCGCUACAGCUGGCGUCGGCGAACAUGAGCGCGCUUGUAGCGGAGCUCAGCCCCGGCGCUACAGUCGACCCGAGCCUGGGUGUGUGUAAUGGCUUCGAGGGACAGCAGCGGUGCCUGCAGCUGCUGGAAGAUCUCAACUGCGCGUCGUCGUGUAACCCAAACUCUGGCGCUUACAUAAGUGGCACCACCAUGCGCGUGUGCACUGCCUUUGCUGACGCCUUCUACACCGCGUGCAGCCCUGUGUGGAUGAACAACGUCUCUCUCUCUGCGCUCUUCCCCAACGCCUCGUCCCUCCUCACAUCCUUCGGAGGCAACAUGACCAAACUCAUGGGAUCAAGCGUUACCAACUUAACUAUUGACGAAUCCAAUUCCACCUCCUGUUUCAACGGCACUGGGGUGUACCCGACUUACACUGCUUGCUGCGACCCCCUCGCCGCCCCUUCCACCUGCCCUGCAACCGCUCUGAACCCCUCUAACUACCCUUCUGAUCUGAUCAACCGCACCAUUGACUCCCAGUCCUGCAUGGGCAGCCUCCUUCCGCCUCCCCCUCCUCCUGAUGCCCCCCCUUCCGCCCCCGCCCCUUCCUCCUCCGCCCCCGGGUCCGCCCCAGCACCCGCCUCGUCCGCCACCCCGUUGCCCCCCCCAGUUACCACCUUCCCCAAGUGCCCCUUCACCAAUAACAGCCCGUACCCGCCUGGCAGCGCCAUGCCGCGCUGCCCUGCUGCGGCGAAUCUCUCCUGCUGCACGGCCUGCCAGGACAUUGAUGGCGCGUUGAAGCUCGUCACUACGAAGCUGGAAGAUGUGGUGAAACGAGUCGGCCCGGCGAAUUCCGUGGAUGCCAGUCUUACGCUGUGCGAUCUUUACAGUGACCUCAUGUGCGAGCAAUCUGUGGAGGAUAUGGUGUGCGCACUCACAUGUAACCCAGAUGCGGGUCGAUACGUAUCGGUAACAGACGGUGCUGUCACCAUGGCUGUGUGCCCUAGCUAUGCUUCCUUCGCCUAUGGAGUUUGCAAGGGAACUACAAUUGGGAACAUGACACUCGAGUCCACCAUUCCGGAUGCUGCCACGUUCCUAAGCACAGUUGUCAGCAGCGUUAUCGGCGUCGCCAUGAACAUUAGUAGCUUCAACAUCACAGUGCAAGAGACCUCCUGUUUCAACGGUUCGCCCCUCGUCCCCGCCACCCCAGCCUGCUGCGACCCGCUCUCCCUCCCCUCCUCCUGCCCUCUCGGCGCAAUCGACCCCUCUAAAUACCCCGACACCAUCGGCCGAACCAUCAACUCCUCUCUCUGCCUCUCCGCCUCCCCUCCCCCUCCUCCUCCCGCCUCAGCCCCCUCCUCCUCCUCCUCUCCCCCUGCUCCUUCCGCUCCCGGCUCUGCCCCUUCACCUCUUCCCGCCCCUGCCGGUUUCCCGUCUCCCUCUCCGCCUGCUCCUGCUGUGCCUUCUUCCCCGGAAGGCCCCCUGACCGGUACAGAGAAUAACACGAGGCCUCCUCCCCCUCCCUCUCCUCCUUCCAAGGCUGCUUCUGCCUCCUCUUCUGCUGCUGCAGCGGCAGUGAUGGCAGCUGUGUUGCUGCUUACAACUGCUGUUCUCCUGUAG
Molecule: messenger RNA, 2634 nt
Organism: Closterium sp. Naga37s-1
Lineage: Eukaryota; Viridiplantae; Streptophyta; Zygnematophyceae; Desmidiales; Closteriaceae
Source: the annotation of a GenBank genome assembly